CCCCCCCCCCAACUCGGGCCACCGCGGAUGAUCCGCCGUGGAGGAACCCUGGGCGGACGAUGGAACUGCACAUUCUGGAACACCGGCUGCAAGUUGCCAGCGUCGCCAAGGAGAGUAUCCCGCUCUUCACCUACGGCCUCAUCAAACUUGCCUUCCUGUCUUCCAAGACCAGGUGCAAGUUUUUCAGUCUGACAGAGACCCCUGAGGACUACACCAUCAUUGUAGAUGAGGAGGGCUUCCUUGAGCUGCCCUCCUCAGAGCACCUGAGCGUGGCUGAUGCCACCUGGCUGGCCCUGAAUGUGGUGUCCGGUGGCGGCAGCUUCUCCAGUUCCCAGCCCAUCGGUGUGACAAAGAUCGCCAAGUCUGUCAUCGCUCCACUGGCCGACCAGAACAUCUCUGUGUUCAUGCUCUCUACCUACCAGACUGACUUCAUCCUGGUGCGAGAGCGUGACCUGCCCUUCGUCACUCACACCUUGUCCUCGGAAUUCACCAUCCUUCGUGUUGUCAAUGGAGAAACGGUAGCGGCUGAGAAUCUCAGCAUCACCAAUGGCUUUGUGAAGCCUAAAAUGGUCCAGAGGCCAGUCAUCCACCCACUCUCCAGCCCAAGCAACAGAUUCUGCGUCACCAGCCUGGACCCUGACACGCUGCCCGCCGUUGCCACCCUCCUCAUGGAUGUGAUGUUCUACUCCAAUGGAGUGAAGGACCCCAUGGCUUCCAGUGACGACUGUGGCCACAUCCGCUUCUUCUCUUUCUCACUCAUUGAGGGUUACAUCUCACUGGUGAUGGAUGUGCAGACCCAGCAGAGGUUCCCGAGUCAUUUACUAUUCACGAGUGCAUCCGGAGAGCUCUGGAAGAUGGUGCGAAUAGGAGGACAACCCUUGGGAUUCGACGAGUGUGGGAUUGUAGCCCAGAUCUCCGAGCCCUUGGCAGCUGCAGACAUCCCAGCAUAUUACAUCAGUACUUUCAAGUUCGACCAUGCGUUGGUUCCAGAAGAGAAUAUCAGCGGGGUUAUCCAUGCCCUGAAGGUCAGUCAAGCAGGGAAGCAUUAGAAAAGACUCGUCUCUGGGCUCCUCCCUGCCACAGCCCGCCUGGGCCUUUCCCCCCCACGAAGGUUAUUCUUGCAGUAUUUCCCUAUGGACUGAAAGCUCAGCCCCAGGACCUUUAAGGAAGGGGCCUCUGGGACACUCCCCUGAUUCCUGACUCCUCCAGGCCUGGGCCUAAACUAGGGCCACCACCCCCCAUCUUCCUCCUGCCUACCAGAGUCCCGGCCUUUUCAAUCAUGACCCAGUUUCCCAUCAGUGAGGAUAUGCCCAUCUUCCUCCCCCAGGUUCCACCCCAGAAAGUGGUCUCUGAGGCCCAGGGUACUUGGGAACAGCCCAAGGCCUCACAUUCAGCCGGCAGCAAACGCCAAAGGAAGCUGGCACCUCCUGUGAGACAUUGGGAUUGGGGUCCUGAUGCACCUAGGGACAUCUUAGGAAGUUGGUGGAGCAAGAUCAGGGGGGCAGAGCUGGGGAAGCCCCCGUGAGGCCCCCGGGUUUGAUGGUUAUGGUUGCCACUUGGGAGCCGGCUCCCUCAGAAUGGAGGCCAGCAGGCCACCCUCAGGUCAUAAUGGCCGGUGAGUCUCAGACAGAAGCAGUGGGGUCCCUACCCCUAAGCUGGGGAGGAAAACCAAGACCCUAGAACCCCACCUGCUGACCACACAGGGCCUGUGUCGAUUUCCUCUACAACUGCCAAGAGGGGACCUGGGCCUAACUUCCCCCCAACCCCCAGAGCACUUGUCCCUGGAGGGGAUCCCAGGACACCUCCUCUCCCACCAGCCUAGAGUGCCAGCUUCUAUCUGUCCUUCGUCCGCUCUCCCAAGACCCAACAUGGGCAAACAAAGACUUGGCUUCUCCCAGCAACGGGCAUCCCGACCUGCCCAGGCCUAGAGUGCCCUGGGCUAUGUCCCACCUCCCCAGCUGUCACUUAGACCAGCGUAGAGAAUCCCCCUUCAUCCUCUCUACCCACUUUUAGGGGACAAAAAGGCAUCAGCCUCCCCUCCCCCGCAGCUCAUAGGCCUGCCCAAAAUACACAUGCAGCAGUCUGUGGUCAAGGUGAUGCCUGGGAGGCAGCCAUCUUGGAGCGUUUGUAGAGAGAAAUUACACUUGCGGGUUUCUUCUUUGUUGUGUUUGCAUACAGGUGGCUGGGGAAAGAGUGGUUUUGUUUGGGAGAGACGGGGCCUGUUUGAGUCUCACUAGGGUGCCCAGGGUUCGAGUGAGACUUAGCACCCUGUGUGUCUCCAGGGACAGACACCAGUGCAAAGAUGUAUCUUAAGAAUCGUGGCUAUGUCUUCUGAGGAGGGCUGUUGGGAGCAGAGCUCACCAGGACCCCACAGCACCCCCUACAGGGCAUCCCAGUGUACUGCCAUCUGCAUGUGGCAAUGUGGCUGGGACUGAGGGGUCCACCAGACUUUGCUCUUGGGGUGUUUUCCCAGGCCUGUACUACGCAGUCUCCAACAACAAGGUCAGAGGAGGGAAUGUUUAUUUAGCCCUGCACAGUCUUGUAGGAACUGUUUCUCUCCUCUUCUAGAACCAUGUAGAAGCUCAGAACCCAGCAUGUUAAUCAAAAAUCGCCUCUGGUUGGUUUUGGUGGGUUUAGUUUUCUUUCUUUCUUUCUUUUUAACUCCUUUUGCACAAAACCCUUAAAACAACCAAAUUUUAUUGUUUUCCCGUCCCAAAUGGGAAAUGGCCAAGUGGGCGGGGCUUUAUAGUGAGUGCCCGCCCCCCGCCCAGUCCCCUUUUUCUCUCCCUGGAAGGCCUUGAUUGUCCGGGGUGCACCUCUCUGUAACCCCUUCUGUCUCCUUUUCCAGUUAUCCCUUCCCACCGUAUAAGUGUGCUGACCCCACGUCCCCUGCCCCAUAGUUGUGUGGCCCCUCCCCUAGACUUGCUAGGAUGAGACCAUGUAUUGUACACACUUAUAAAUACGUGUUUUAUGUCGAUAGAGAUAUAUUCUGUAAAUAGCAUAUAUACUUAAGCAAUAUAUAUGUUAAUAUAUUCUGUGUGCGCAGGACACAGGCAAGGGCCCCACCUCACGUGCGCGCACACGGGGACGUUUUUGAGCCACCGUAUAUUUUUAAUUCAAAUAUGUAGGCAAUAUGACGAUUGGAAAAGCCCUGGGGUCCUGAGGCCAGCCCAGGAGGGAGACAGAACCAACAGCCUACUGCAUGUGGGGCAGGUUGAGAGGGCCAGUGUGGUCUGCUUCAUAGCUACUGUACCCCCAUUUCCACAGCCUAUAGCUGUAGAUGACUUUAUCUUAUUGGGGGAGGGGGCAUUGAUCCAGAGGAGGGAUUUCUGUUGUUGUAUUUUUAACAGUGGCUCCUUCCCUCAGGGUUACUCCAAAACCUUUGUCUAGUGACCCCAGCAUGUCCCCGCCUCCCUCCUCUCCGAGUCCCCUCCUCCACAGAAAGCUGUAGACCCGGCAUCUUAUCUGAUUUCUGUAGUUAUUGUUCUGAUAAUCGUUUUUUGUUUUUUUUUGUUUUUUUUUGUUUUUUUUUUUGUUUUUUUGUUUUUUUGUUUUUGUUUUUUUUUUGGUUUUUUUGAGGCAGGGUCUCUUUAUAUAGCCCUGGCUAUCCUGGAACUCUCUCUGUAGCCCAGACUGGCCUUGAAUUUAUAGAAAUCAGCCUGCCUCUGCCUCUGCCUCUGCCUCCUGAGUGCUGGGAUUAAAGGUGUGCGCCACCACACCUGGCUAGGUUUAUUUUCUUUUUAAUAUUAUUAUUAUGAUUAUAAUAACUUCAAGCUUAGGAAUCUCAGGUUCUUUUUCCCUGCUCUCUUCCUAAGCCUGACUCCGUAAGGACAGAACACCACACAUUCCCACCAUUGUGUGUCCAGAGAAGAGCUGGGCCUGGGUUCUGCCUGGCGGCCUUUCAAGGGACCCCACUGUUUAGCUGCAGUGGGUCCUUGGAGUUUCUGUGUUCUGUGGGUGGAUCGGCACUAGGGGAUGUGACGGUCCCCACUGAGGCCCUCUAUUCUUGUGUUUUUAGUGCCCUCUCUCAGCAUCUUCUGGUUUUAUGAAGGAUCACUCCAUCCCCUGCUGGCCCAGCCUCAGAGGGAACCCAAGUGGCACGCCUGUCGCCAGCAAUCAGGGUUCCCUAGGGGAUUUUCUUUGUAUUUUUCUGCAGUGCUGAGGAAUGUAGGCAGGGCCUCCUGCUUGAGAGGCAAGUGGCUCACCGGGAGGGUAGGAGAUCCCGCUGUUAAGAGAGGUAAAGUUUCAGGGAAAUAGUCAGGACCCCUGGAUGGGACUACCAAAUCCUGCACUCCCGGGGUUCGUGUAUGUGCCUGAAAGGUACCCUUAACAGAAGAGCGUACUUUGGGAUUUAGCUCAGUGGAUAGUGUGCUCCUCUAGCAUUCAUGAAGCCCUGGGUUCUGUUCUUAGCGCUCGGGGGAUGAAAGCAAACAGAUCACAGGGUCAGCCUGGGCUACGUGAGGCUCUGCCUCAAAAAAGAAAAAAAAAGAAAGUCAAAUAUCACCUGUACAGACUAAUGAGACCACCCAAGAUCCCCACUGACAAAGCACCCCGGACCCCAGCUAUAUACUCUCUCCACUGGGUCCUAAAGACCACCCCCAUCCAUAGAGGCAUGCAGCCCUGCCCCCACAAAACCCCCUUAUCUGAGACUCCGAAGCAUCAGCGUUCACCCUGUCCCACCAGCUGCAGGUAGCAGGUCCCUGGUGUGGGAUGGACCCAGGGACCUGGCUCUGUCCGCUGCCCACUGGGCAGUGUUGCUGCUCAGGCUGGUGAGGUGGUCCCCCCAUAAUGGAAAGAACUGUGGAAGUAAAGAGAUACUCAGGCAGAUGAAAACGAGCUAGCCCCUGCUCACAGGCAGCCCAGCCCGCCCCCCAGUCAUCUGGUACGUGAUCUUCAACGAAGGUCUGAGCCCUCUGUCACCAGCUCCUCCUAGCCACAUUUCCCAGGCUGACCUUUAAAAGUCCCCAGCCACCUCUGGGCCACCAGCCAGAGCCUCUGGAUUGGAUGUGGGGACAAGGCCAGGCUCUGCUGAGGCAACUGAAGAGGGGAGCCAAAGGGAGGAAGUGUUCAUUUUGACCCUAGGGUUUAAUGGGAUACAGUCCAUCAUGGCGGGGAGAGGUGUGGCAGCAGGACUGUGAAGCCGGUCACAUUGCAUCUGCAGUCAUGAAGCUGAGAGGCGGAUGCUGCUGCCCCACUCACUUUCUCCUGUUUAUCUGGGACAAGAGCCUAGCCUGUGGAAGGUUGCCACAUUGAGGGUAGGUCUCCUGGGCAGGUUGACUCAGAGGUUUGUCUUCUAGGUGGUUCUUGAUCCUGUCAGGAUGACUGUUAACCAUCACAGGACACCCCUCACCCCGCCGUGUUCCUCUGUGGGAUACCAUAGGUGGCGUCGGCACUUGGCGUGGUGAGGGGAGCCUAGAUGAGAACAGGGAGGGGGUAUAGGGACAUAGCUUGGGGUUUUCAAAUGAUGGGUGUGCUGAAAGUUGGCGUAUGGCCUGGAAGGGUGGCAGACCUCCAGUUUUACAUCCAGGAGGGAAGCAAGGCCAACAAUGGCCGACAGCCAGUCAGCCUUGCUUUGCUAUUGUGCUGUUGUGACAGUGUACAACUCACUUAAUAGACCUAACCUCAGAGUUCAUCCCAGCUCCCUUUUUCAUGUCCGUUUUCUAAUUAUAAGCAGCAAAAGGAUGCAUUUAACCGACCCCGGGGCAACCCCAGCUUGAGCUCUAGCCCUUCCUCUGAAGGCAACUUGACUGGGGAAGGGCAGGUGCUGGGCCUGUUGCUGAAGGCACCAGGAGAGGCCCGAGGCCUAGGCUAUGACUCUUGCAGGUAUCAGUUUGGUGGUGGUGAUGUAUGGCUCUUGGUAGAAGAGAGGAAGCUGGGAGAGUCAGACGUGCAGGGUGGCCCAGUCCCAUGUGUCAGAUGAUGCUGUUUAUUUACGUGUGUGUGUGUGUGUGUGUGUGUGUGUGUGUGUGCAUGUGUGUUCAUGUAUUAGGCAUGAGUGUGUGUGCCCACGUGCGCAGAGCUGUGAGCUAUUUGAUGCAGUGUUUGGCCCCUUAGCCUAACCCAUUGCCACAGAGUUACACAGAUAGGGGUGCAAGGUUGGAAUGUGGGGCUGCCCUGAUGGUUUUGGCUCCUUCCCCAUUCGCUGCAUCCCCAAGAAAGACUGCUCCUCAGGGAGUCCGUGCAGGCAGCCUGAGCUGGCCUAGUCCUCCGUGGGGCUCUUCAAAUGCUUCAGUUCUAAGGACAGUGUUUGCGUGGAGAGGUUGGGGACAAGAGGUGCCGCUUGCUUCCCAGGAAAGGGAAAGGGUCCACAAAGCUAUAGACUCCAGCAACGGGCAAGAUUCAGGUUUCCGUGGGCUGAGCCUAGCACGGCUUUCCUUUCUACUGCCUCAGUUUACCUGUGUCACAGGAAGAGUUAGAGCAGGGUCAGUCUCCAAACAGGGGAGACAGAAGAACAGCGGUAGUCCUCCCAGCCCUCCUCCUGUAUGCCAAAAUCAUUUCCGUUAUCCUGAGGCAGGGGAGCAGGUAUGGGUGCCCUGUGGCAUUUUUAAGGGACCCUGCCCUGCCCACAGCCCCAGCUGACCCUCACCUGGCGUGUCGUGCCCAGGUCACCAGCAACAGUGGUACUUCAUCAGUCCCGAGGCUUGGGUGAAGGGAGGUGGGGGGCUGGUGUCCUACUCUGUCCGCCUCCGGGGCCCCUCAUGCUUUCGUUUUCCUUGUCAAAGAAACAAAACCCUUGAAAGUUGUGUACUGUAUGAUGAAGAGACAAAAAAAAGUACCUAAUGUCCCCCUAAAAAAAAAGACAGUAUAUUUUGUACUUUGUAAAGUGUUCAUUAAAAUGAAGGGGAAAAAAAU
This is a messenger RNA of Rattus norvegicus (Norway rat), 6852 nucleotides long. RefSeq names its product cytosolic arginine sensor for mTORC1 subunit 2 (gene Castor2). Gene Ontology annotation, biological process: negative regulation of TORC1 signaling; cellular response to L-arginine. The transcript is spliced from 9 exons. Bases 60 to 1049 code for a protein of 329 amino acids. NCBI's taxonomy places the organism in Eukaryota, Metazoa, Chordata, Mammalia, Rodentia, Muridae. Gene Ontology annotation, molecular function: identical protein binding. Gene Ontology annotation, cellular component: cytosol. The record is from RefSeq and is marked validated.